GGGGGUAGAAAUUUGACAAUGAAAUUGUUUAUGUCAAAAAUCGAAAAUUUCCUUGAUUUCUCUGACAGUUUCUGAAAAUUUGUCCAUAAUUUUUCUGCUUUCUAGAAAAAUAUGCAAAUAAAGUUUAAAGGGUUGUCUUACGGGUGUGUUAGUUUACGAUUUAGUGUGUUGAUACUGUAGGAAAAUGGCCACGGGCGACACUAUAGAAAGUAUUGAAGUUUUACAAUCAAAUUCAGCAUUGAGUAUGAACAAUUCCAAGGAACCUCCUGGAAUUGAUGAAGCUGAAACAGAAGGCGAAGCUGAAGACAAGGACAACAUUUCAGUGUUAAACAAAAGUCUUCAAGAUGCCGGCGAUCAGAAAUCCAUAUCAAAUGCGGCGAGGGCGAGGGCGGAAAGAGAAAAGGACAGGGAGAGGAAGAUCGGUCAUCGCAGGGUGGGGGUGGGGGGUGAGAUCACUUACAAGAAGAUCCAAACGACCACGAUCAUGGGUUCAAUCCAACUUGGAAUCCAACAUGCAGUGGGCGGUCUGGCUUCAAAGCCAGAAAGGGAUCUUCUUAUGCAGGAUUUCAUGACUGUAGAGACAACUAACUUUCCUUCCGAGGGCUCCAAUCACACACCUGCUCAUCAUUACUCGGACUUCAAGUAUAAAAACUACGCUCCCAUAGCUUUUAGAUAUUUUAGAGAUUUGUUUGGUAUACAACCUGACGAUUUUUUGAUGUCAAUGUGUGAUUCUCCUUUAAGAGAACUUUCUAAUCCUGGUGCUAGUGGUUCUAUAUUUUAUUUAACUAGUGAUGAUGAGUUCAUUAUAAAAACCGUGCAACACAAAGAAGGAGAAUUUUUGCAAAAACUACUUCCAGGUUAUUAUAUGAACCUUAACCAGAACCCCCGAACGUUAUUACCCAAAUUUUUUGGACUUUAUUGUUAUCAGUGUAAUAGUAAAAAUGUGAGAUUAGUAAUAAUGAACAAUUUGUUACCAAGUAACGUACAAAUGCACCAGAAGUAUGAUCUUAAAGGAAGUACAUACAAAAGAAAGGCUUCAAAAGCAGAAAGACAAAAAAGAUCGCCGACUUAUAAAGACCUGGACUUCAUGGAACACCAUCCAGAAGGCAUUCUAAUGGAGUCGGAUACGUACAAUGCCUUAGUUAAAACGAUACAACGAGAUUGCAGAGUUUUAGAAAGUUUUAAAAUUAUGGACUACAGCUUACUGUUGGCCAUUCACAAUUUGGAUCAAGCUCAAAGAGAAAAAUUGGAAAAGAAAUCUCAAACCAACUUAGAGUACAUUCCGCAAGAUGGAGACGCGGGCGGACCCAGCGCCACCUUCCUACAGGAAGAGAGGGAAAGAGAGAAGGAGGACCGCAUUGGCGCAGCCGCUUUGAACAGGAGCCGAUCGAUCAAUAGACAACGGCUGGUGGCGCACUCUACCGCCAUGGAGAGUAUACAGGCCGAAUCCGAACCUAUAGACGAGGACGAUGAUACGCCGCCUGGGGGCAUACCUGCUAGAAACACCAAAGGUGAACGACUUUUGCUUUUUAUAGGUAUAAUAGAUAUUUUGCAAAGCUACAGACUGAAGAAAAAGUUGGAGCAUACUUGGAAAUCUAUGAUACAUGACGGGGAUACUGUUUCAGUUCACAGGCCAAGUUUCUAUGCUCAGCGUUUUCAGAAGUUCAUGGCAGAAAAAGUUUUCAAGAAAAUCCCGUCUCGUGUUGUUUCAGCUCUUAAACAUUCGCCGUCCAAGAGGAAAUCGCUUUCAAAACCAUUAAGGCAUGAAGAAUUAAUGGAAAAUAUCAGCCCGACGGAUCACGUUCCCAUAACCAAAACAGCUCCCUUCACCCAUCAGCCUUCCGUAACGACCGCCCCCUCGUCGACCACUCCCCUCACGCCUCCCUAUUCGACCACCACGUCGGUGACGUCGCCGCCUGCGUCAUAUCCCGCCGUCCUGGUUGGUUCGAAACAGAAGGUCCCGCCCCCGGUGCCGCCCCGAGGCACGCCCAAAACCAAGAAAGACGGCAAAGGUGUAGCACCAAGCUGUUGCAGCACACCUCCUCCUACAUACUCCGAAGGCAUGGACCGAAGUGAGGCGGGUUCUACCAUUGGCUCGGUAUCGGGUCACGCCUCUUCCGCUAGAGGGAGUAGACCUCAUCAUCAUUACCAGACCCACCAUCAUAUGAUGAUUAAGAAUUAUAAAGAUGACUCUAUUAGCAUAACCGAUAUUAAGCUGGAAUCUCGAGCGGAAACCAAGUCCUCGUUGAGUGUGGAAUCGUCAGGGGGCAGUUCGACGGCCGGUGGUCAUUCUUCCGCCUCGGGCGGCGGUCACUCGUCCAGGGGCGGCCUGGCCUGGACGCCGCCCGCCUCCGUCGAGGGAUCGACGCCCACCUGGACCGAAGGUACACCUUCAUUUACCGAAUCGUCAAGUAGCGGGGAUAUGGGUUGUCCAACGACACCUUUGAAGCAGAGUUCUGCCACUUCAACAAGUAAACAACACAAGAAAACCGUCGAACAUGCUAUCAAUUGUCUGACGUCAGAAAUGACUGUGACAAGUUGCGAUACGACUAUAAGGAGCUAUUUUAUAAAAAGGUUUUUCCAAGUGUUUCAUAUAAACCUUUAGAGUUAUCGAAAGGAACAGUUGAAGAAUCGAGUGGAGAAAGAUUAUGAUUGACGGUGGCAGAGAAACAGUGAUUAACUGACUGACUAAAGGGUGUAAUAGCACACUGAUUGAAUAUCAUGAUCCAUUUUUGUUCACCAUUUCAUUUACUAAACACGGAUAUAGAGUUAAUGUAAGCGUGGUUAACUCAUGUUGCCAAAUAAUCUGUGGUGUUCAAGAAUAGCAAAAAAUUGUUAAAUCAAUUUUGUUAAACGAUAUAAAUUUAGUACCUAUUGAAAUUAACCAAAAUAAUAUGAUAAAUUUCACAAUGACUUGAUUUUUAACUUUUAAUAUUUCAGUAUAUCAUAAAUUGUUCCAUUUGAAGUUUCAGUUUUAUAUAGUUAUUGUGGAACAAGGUGAUAAUAAAAAGCAAUCAAAAAAGAUCUUACUGUUUCAUAUUUUUAAAACUUCUUCCAUUUUGUUCCAGAAAAAAACUUAUCUUUUUUGAUUUGCUGAAAACAGUAUUUUUAUCAAUGAAAGUUACGAACCGUAAUUCUGUAAUAUUACAGUAAGCUGCUAUCCUUUUAGACAUCUAGAUGAUCAAUAAGAAUGAAUAAUAUGUUCUCCAACUAAUAUUUUAGUUAUGUCAAUUUUUAUAUUUAUAUCUAUUUAAUUUUUUGAGAUCGCAUAAUCAUCGAUCGCAAGUUAACAAUAACUACAAAUAUGAUUUACCACUCAGAGUAAAAUUGUUCUGAUAAAUAUAUAAUAAUAUUUAUGUUAAAAAUAACUAAAAUAAUGAUAAAUGCAUGCAAAAUGGAAAGCAGCUUUGUCUUGUGCCAUAAGGAAAGUACAGGUUGUUCAUAUAUAUUUAGUCAAUAGCUAUUCCGUAAAUAUUGGUUUUAGAAAAAGGCUCUUUAAAUUUAGUUAUUUUUUCUGAAUCGCUGCAUUCUAAUUUUCGAAAUAGGAAGAAACUAUCAGAACUGUCAAAUUUUUGGUCAAGAUUUAUUUUUUUAAAUAAUCGUUUUAUCAAAUAUAACUAUUUUGAAACACAAUAUUUUUACAUGUGUAUUUACUUAUGUAGGUAAUUAAAAUUGUUUCGAAUUAUUAAAAUAUUGUGAAUUUGAUGGCCUAACCUUUGCCAGGACAAAUUUUAUCGCCUAUGGCCCAUUUUAUCUGUUAAUUGCAUCUAUGGCCACCAUAGAAUUGUUCCAAAAGGUGUUUUUGUUUUUUGUUUAUAUCUCUAAAACUGCAAAAAAAUCCAAGAAAAUAAUUGUUUAUUUAACUUAAGCAUCAGACAUAAAGCGUACAGUUUAAAACUAUAACUUAUUAUACAGGGUCGCUAAUAAGUAUGGGGACGGUCGAUUAUUAGGUAAAACAUACAA
Sitophilus oryzae (rice weevil) is the source of this 3963-nucleotide messenger RNA. RefSeq names its product phosphatidylinositol 4-phosphate 5-kinase type-1 alpha (gene PIP5K59B). Gene Ontology annotation, molecular function: phosphatidylinositol kinase activity. The transcript is spliced from 17 exons. Gene Ontology annotation, biological process: phosphatidylinositol metabolic process. NCBI's taxonomy places the organism in Eukaryota, Metazoa, Arthropoda, Insecta, Coleoptera, Curculionidae. The record is from RefSeq and is a predicted model, not a curated record. Bases 185 to 2605 code for a protein of 806 amino acids.